Molecule: messenger RNA, 1596 nt
Organism: Pestalotiopsis fici W106-1
Lineage: Eukaryota; Fungi; Ascomycota; Sordariomycetes; Amphisphaeriales; Sporocadaceae
Exons: 2
Coding region: 1-1596 (531 amino acids)
Biological process (GO): carbohydrate transport; transmembrane transport
Cellular component (GO): membrane
Molecular function (GO): carbohydrate:proton symporter activity
Source: RefSeq, a predicted model, not a curated record
AUGGACACUCUAAAAAAGACUUCGCUGUUCAAAUAUGUACACGCAAUUCGAGCCCUUCCCAAAGGAAUCUUCAAUAUCAAUUUGUUUUUGUCUGCCGCCUUUUUUGCUACUGCAGGAACCCCAAAAGGAUGGGACGAAGGCUCAGCUGCUGCCAUCACUCAGUUAAAAUCAUUCCAGACCGAAUUCCACCUCGACUCGACCAAAGAUAGCCAAACAAUCUCGAACCUAGUAUCCUUCGUGAACCUCGGUGCCGGCAUUGGCGCCUUACUGUCAUUCCUCAUCAAUGAUAGAAUAGGCCGUAUCUGGUCCAUGAGACUAUAUCACACAAUAUACAUGAUUGGCACGCUCAUUUCAUGUUUCUCGUACGGAAGCCUUGGGGCCCUAUACACGGGUCGCAUCGUUGCUGGUCUCGGCAUCGGUGCGUGCACAGUAGUAGGACCAAUGGCCAUAGCAGAGAUUGCCCCCAAGACCGUGAGAGGUCUCAUGACGCUCUGGGUGAAUGUUGGCAUGCUAGUGGGCCAGACACUGGGCAUAUUUACCGUCUAUGGCUGCAGCAUACACAUAGCAUCUACAUUGCGACUCCAGAGCCAGAUUCCCUGGUUUGUCCAGACUUUUGUACCGGCUAUUGCUAUUCUCCUGUCUUUCUUCGUUAUGGAGUCGCCCCGCUGGCUGGCGAUCAAGAACAGACCCGAGGAGGUGCUUGAGGCACUGACGAAACUACGCGGACUCCCAGAGUCCCAUGUUUAUGUUCAAGAAGAAUAUCAAGUCUUGCGAGCACAUAUCGAAAGCGAGACGGACCAGUAUGGACAACUCAGUCUGGUUUCUGCAUUCAAAGAGACUUUUCUUGUCCGCUCAAACCUUCGUCGGGUCCAACUUACAAUCAUUGCCUACAUUCUUGCACAGUUCUCUGGCGCAAACUCCAUCACCAACUAUCUUCCCACGAUUCUCGGACUUGUCGGAGUCAAAAGUGACAACACAAAACUGCUGUCUUCUGGAUUAUAUGCGGUUACAAAGCUCAUUUGCACCGUCAUAGCCUCCCUGGUCUUUGUGGAUAUGGUUGGGCGGAGAGGGUCACUCUUUACUGGUAUUACUGUCCAGGCAAUCUGCCACUCGUAUCUGGCUGGAUACCUGCGCUACUUUAUCAAGAGUCCUAGCACAAUCCCCACCAGUGCAUCAGACGGUGCCAUUGCCAUCAUCUACAUUCAUGCUUUCGGCUGGGCAGUCGGGCUCUACACCCUUCCCUACCUAUUUGGCGCAGAGCUAUGGCCGAACCGUAUUCGCUCUUUUGGCGGUGCACUUUCGCAGAGCUUUCACUGGCUCUUUUACUUUGCCAUUACCAAGGCGACUCCGAGUUUGAUUAGUAGCCUCAACACCUGGGGUGCUUUUCUCUUCUUUACCGCUUGGUGCAUCGUCGCUCUGGGGUACACCUACUUCUUCGUACCGGAGACGAGUGGACUGAGUCUGGAUGAUCUUGAUCGCAUCUUUGAGCGUCAUAUCUACCAAAUGAGACAACCUUUGAGCAGGGAAUUGGAAGAUGGUGAUAUUCAGAAAGGCGGAGAGACGCAACACGUUGAAAGGAAAGAUCCAUCAGCGUAG